Molecule: messenger RNA, 2420 nt
Organism: Scheffersomyces stipitis CBS 6054
Lineage: Eukaryota; Fungi; Ascomycota; Pichiomycetes; Serinales; Debaryomycetaceae
Gene: ZCF2
Product: Zcf2p
Exons: 4
Coding region: 1-2352 (783 amino acids)
Biological process (GO): regulation of DNA-templated transcription
Molecular function (GO): DNA-binding transcription factor activity, RNA polymerase II-specific; zinc ion binding
Source: RefSeq, a predicted model, not a curated record
AUGGCUGAAACCAAUGAAGUUGACGCAACGUCAAAAACAAAACAAAGAAAACAUGUGAGCAGAGCAUGUCUCGAGUGUAGGAAGAGACACUUCAAAUGCGAUGGGAAGGAGCCGGUAUGUGAUCGCUGUGCCAAAGCCAAUAAGGAGUGUGUUUAUGUAGAGAGCCAUAGAGGAGGUCUGCGAAAGAAAGGUGUAUCACGAAAAGCUGACAACAAGAACGGUGCGAGUGAAGGACUACAAGAUAUCGAGGAUUUCGCGCUAAUGAAGACCACCAAGGAUCUUAACUUUGUCCAGGGCAAGGAUAGCAAUGUACGGGGCAGAAGCGGCAACAAUGAUGAAAGUGAACUCUUCGACGAGUUGUACAAGUUACCUUGUGCUAAAGACAGCACCAAGUGUAGUGGACUCAAUUGUCCAGGUAAACAUGCCGUACAGUAUUUCCAGAGUCGACCCGACGGGAAAGCGUUGGACCUGAAGGAGGUGGAGAUCCUAAACAAUAUCCGAAAGAGAAUCAAGCUAGACCAUUCUGUUGGAAAUAUAGAUUGUCUCUUUGCAAAUCGCGAACCAGUGAAGAAUUUUGUCUCUUUCCGUGAGUUUGACUUCGGACUCAAGAUCCACAACGCAGAUCAUUUUAUCAACUUGGCUUCCCUCAACCAGGAUGACAUUCUCAAGAAGUACUAUGAGAAGUUCCAUGUAGCUCAUCCGUUUUUUCCAUCCAAUGACGAAUUACUUGUUUACCUUGCUACACCUUCAGUGGCUAGAGAAGUUCUUUUGAUAAUGCAAAUCGUAGGUGAGGGCGAAACGUCUAAUAUUUAUUCCAAGAACAUCGACUUGAUCUCAGACAGAUUAAUCCAGUGUCUUGAGCUUAUCAAAACUAACAAUGAGUUGGACCUUAUGUCCAUCCAAGUGCUAUUGCUUGUAUCAAUUGUAGCACAUAUUUCCUCUCUCCAUGUCUUCAGCAAGAAACUUAGACACUCCUGUGUUCACUUAUUACAGGAGUUGGAAAUCAACACGAUCGAUAAGGAUGAGGGCUUGCCUAAUGUGCCUGUGCUAUCGCCAGAAUCUGACGAUCCUUCUAAAACUCCGAAACUAUUCCACUCUUCCAGAUUAAAACACAUUUCCCACAGCAGUAUACUCAACGCAGCCAGAAGAACAUACUGGGAGUUGUACUUCUUUGAUGUUAUUAUUGGCUCUGCUGACGGGAGAACUAUCACAACUCUUGACUCGUUACCAUCUCAUAUCAGCUAUCCAUCAUUUCCCCCAAGAGAAGUAUUCGAUUACAAGGGCAGAUCAGAAGCCGCGAAACUCGUCACGGACUCGGUCAAGUUGAAUAUUCAGAUAAUCGAGAAAAAACCGAUCGACACCAUGCUUACAAGGAUGAAAGCUGCCAUUUCGAGCUGGGAAAUGAAAUUAGAAGAGCCUCAGAUGUAUAAUUCUCCGCCUUUGAUCCAACAAAAUGGUACUGUCAACGAAGGUGUCCAUCAAGCUAUCUUGUUGUGCAACUAUGCCAAAAUAUUUGUCCACCGUCCAUUCUCGUUCUUGUGGAAAAUCAACUCGCCUCAGAAUCCUAAAUGUGGAGAGGAAGUGCUCGAAGCUAAGGACUUGCCAACACAGACUGACGCGGAUUCCAGAGCAAUUAUAGAAACGAGAAAAACCAUUGAAGCAGCAAACUCGAUUGCCCAAGUAUUAAUCGAUACGAAUGCCUCUAAGGUCACAGAAAGAACUCCCUUGUUUGCCUGUGCUCUUGCUUUAGCAUCCUUGGUUCAUAUCAGUGCAUAUGUCUGGGUUGAAAGCACACUAUUAAACGACAUUUCAAGGACAUCAGGCUUAGAUCCUAGUGAAAUGGAUGUUUAUGCCGAGUACAUUAAGCUCUCAUUGUCUGCGAUUUACCCUAUCUCUAUGCAUUGGAUCCUUUCUGGUAAGUUGGCCAGACACAUUAGAGAGUCUUUGAAUACAUUGCGUCCCCAAUUGUAUUCCAAGUUAAAGGACAGCUUGCCUCAGAUCGAGAUCAGCAUAGAAAAGAUGAAUUUGGGCGACUCCAUAAAUGAUACCAGUUCUGAACCUAGUCGAACUUACAAUACAGCUACUGUUUCCACUAGUCAGACUAGCACUUCGCACCAAAGAUCUGGACUUGUUGUCAAUGCCAGUAAUAAUAACAAUAAUAACAAUAAUAACGGUAAUAGUGCCAUUACGGCCAACAAUGUUGACCUUCACAGAAACAGCAUCUCCAAUUUGCAAGGCUAUAGCAGUUUCUUCCCUAGUGGAUUGUCUCCAGUUUCGGAUACAGGAUGUGAUUGGAUUGAUAAGGCAUUAUUGGAUUACUUUGACGGAGAAAGCUUGAAUAUGGUGAGCUGAUGAAGAAUAACGACUAAAUGGAUAUAAAUGUAAUAAUGAUUAAUAUAUUGGAAAUACAAGAAUAUUUU